AUGGCCGAGCGCAGGGCCGGCACCAAGAGCCGGCGCCUGGGCUCCAGCCGCCGCAGGCAGCUCCGGGAGGGCGCUGCCGAGGCACCCGUGGUGCAACCCGGCCCCGGGGAGGACCCGCUGUGGGCAUCCCAAGUAGUGCAGAGGGCGCAGGACUUCCUCAGGGAGCAGGACAAGGACCAGAGAGGGUUUGUCACCCGCUCAGACGUGCAGGAUGCAGCGUCCCAGAGGGUCCCCUUGGCCCCCCCCAGCCCAGCGCUGGAGGGGGUGGGCAGUGAGGAGCAGAGACACUUUGCUGCCUUCAUGGACCAGCUGGGCAUGGACAGCGCCUCUGAAGUGCAGGAGAUGUGGCAGCUGUGGGUGAAGCUGCGGCAGGACGAGCCUCAGCUCCUGGGCAGCCUGGAGGACUUCCUGGCCACCAUGGGGAGCCGCAUCCAAGAAGCCAAGAGCAAGAAGGAGGCUUUGGAGGUGACCCUGAACAAGCAUGUGGCUGAACACGACCAGAAGGUGCAGCAGCUCUGCGAGACCCUGGAGCGGCAGAUGGAGCAGGAACGGCAGCGGCUGGAGCAGGAGAGCGCGGCCCGGAGCCAGCAGCGCAGGAUGGAGCUGCAGCGAGCGCUGGACGCCAGCGAGAGGGAGGUGCAGAGCUUGGUCACGGCGCAGAGGGAGCUGGAGGCGCGGUGCCACAGGCUGCGCAGCACACAACAAGCUGCCAGUGCUGAAAACCAGCAGCUGCAGGAGACCAACCGGGUGCUGGAGGACCACCUGCAGCACCUCCAGCAGCAGCUGCAGCAGACCCACAGGAACCUGCAGGCAACAAGGGCUGCAGUGGCUUGGGAGCGUGUGGAGGAGCCUGGGGACAGAGCAGUGCCAGAGCUGCCCAGUGAGAUGCCAGCGUCCCCACAGAUGAGUCUGGAGAAGCAGCGCUCCAAGAUGCGGCUCAGGCUGGGGUCCCGCAGCAGCAAGCCCAAAGCCAAGAGCAUUCACCAAGUAGUCUGGGAAGUGUUGCCAGCAGACAAAGGCCUUUUGGGAGCCUCGCUGGGAGCAAGCUCGGUGGAGGAGGAGCCCUUCCCAGAGCUCCUGAAAGAGGAAGGCUUCUCUGACCAGAACUCUUUGCUCAGGGAGAUGAACGAUGCCAUAGCAGCUCUGAGUGAACAUCUGAAGCUCCAGGAAGGUGGAGCAGAUGUGCAACCACUGGAAGCCCAGAACAAUGAUGCCAGGGUGCAGCUGCCUGCACAGCUGGAGGCAGAUGUGCAGCCCCCAAGAGAUGCUGGAGACCUGGGGAAGGAGCAGGCAGGGAGCUUGGCUCCAGAGGUGCAGCCACUGGAGAAGGAUGAACCAGAGUUAGGGCUGGAGGAGGAAAUGGGCACUGGUGUGGGGGACAGUGAGGGACCUUCCCCAGCAGGAUCACCUGUGGAGAGCUCAGACCUGUGUGGGCAGUCCCUGGCUAAGGCUCAGGCACUAAAACUGGUGGAGGCAGAGGAUCUGCAGGCAGACAAGCAGCUGCCUGGGGGUACCAGCCCAGAAAGCCCCCAGGGAGGGGUGUGCCAAGCAGCCAUGCAGCUCAUGGAGGAGGCUGAGGAUGGGGCACAAGGACAGAGCAAGCCUGAGCUGCCACAUGAGCCUGGGCUUGACCUGCAGUCUGCUGGAGUCAGGCAGGGAGAAGCAGCAGUUACAGAGGAGCAGCCUCUUGAGGAGGCUGAAAUCCUGCACACAUUGCAGCACCAGAGCCCUGGUGCUGAGGGGCAGCUGGCUGUGGAGAGAGGUGAGCCCAAACUGACCCCAGGAGACAGCACUGAGCCAGAUUUUCAUCCCCUGAGUGAGCUUGGCUCCCUGGGGAUGGAGCAGGAAAGGAACAGGGCUCCAGAUGAGCAGUCCCUGGAUCAGGUGCAUGAAGCAGAGCUGGUGGGAAUGAAGGCAGAGGAUGCCCAGGCAGAGAUGCAGCUGUGGGGGGAUGUCAGCUUAGAAAGCUCCCAGGGAGGAGGAGACCAUGGAGCUGUGCAUCUUGUGGAGGAGGCUGAGGACGAGACACAAGGGCAAAUACAAACCAGCGUGCUAAAGCUGGAAGCAAUGAUGCAGGAGGAUGUUCUCAUUCCAGAUGUGCAGCUGCUAGGUGCUUCGGGACAGGCAGCCCCAAGGGAGCCCCGGGAGCAGGUCUCAGCACAGGCAGGUGGGGUGAGGCCUCACACUGCUCCCCAGCGGCUGGAGGAGAAGCCGCUGCAGGUGAGGGAAGCAGAGCAGGGAGCUGCCAGCCCUGCCGAGCCUCCAGAACAAGGGAUCCCAGCAGUGCCAACCCUUCACACGAGGAUCCAGCAGAAGGAAGAUGCUGGGAACGAUCAGCUGGGGAUGGUGCUGGGGAGCAGCUCGCUGGGGGACGCAGCCCGCAGCAGCCAGCAGCCCCAGCGGCAGCUCUCGGGGGAGCAGAGCAACGACCGCAGCGCUGGCCAGCGGGGGGAGAAGCAGCAGGAGGCUGGGCACAAAGUGAGCCGGGAAGGGGAGCCCAGCCCGGGAGAGCCAGGGGCUGUGACAGCGGCUGCCCCCAGGGGUCGUCCUGAAGCCCCCCCGGACUCAGACCACCUCUACAAUGUGCUGUUUGUUGGGGACUCCCACGUGGGCAAAACAUCCUUCCUGUACCGGCUGCACGCCGACACCUUCAACCCUCAGCUGGCUGCCACAGUAGGACUGGAUUAUCAGGUCAAAACCCUCGUUGUGGACAACAUGCACUUCACUCUCCGCCUGUGGGACUCAGCAGGUCAGGAAAGGUACCGCAGUGUCACCAGGCAGUUCUUCCGCAAGGCAGACGGCGUGGUGCUGAUGUAUGACCUCACCUCCCAGUACUCCUUCCUGGACCUGCGCUACUGGCUGAGCUGUGUCCAGGAAGGAGCAGGAGCUGGAGUUGCUGUUCUGCUUCUGGGGAACAAAACCGACUGUGCUGCAGAGAGGCAGGUGCCCAGGGAGGAGGGCGAGCGCCUGGCCAAGGAGCACCAGCUCAUGUUUUAUGAAUGCAGUGCUGCCUCAGGCCACAAUGUCUCUGAGUCCAUGGCCAGCUUAGUCAGGGAGCACAAGAGCAGCUCAGCAGAGCUGGAGGAGCUGAAUGGGACAGAUGGGGUUGUAGGGAGCGAGGAGUGA
Molecule: messenger RNA, 3126 nt
Organism: Dryobates pubescens (Downy woodpecker)
Lineage: Eukaryota; Metazoa; Chordata; Aves; Piciformes; Picidae
Gene: RAB44
Product: RAB44, member RAS oncogene family
Exons: 16
Coding region: 1-3126 (1041 amino acids)
Molecular function (GO): GTP binding; GTPase activity
Source: RefSeq, a predicted model, not a curated record